UAAGCAUGUGAACGCCACUCACACGAUUAUAAUUACAAAUAAAAUCGUUAUUUGUUCACCACCGAACGCACACACAGUGAUGGAAGCAUUUAUGUUUACGAAGACGCUGAGAUUAUUUCAGGGUAAUCGUUUUCUGUCAACAGUUUCAAAGCCUGUUGUCACAAUUCCAUUCAAAUGGCAAAAGAAAUUGACCAAAGAUCUGAACAAAAAGCAAGAACAGGAUAGAUUAAAGGCAUCCCAUCAAGGCAAUACAAAAGUAUGCAUAGUUUCCUGCAAAAAUACAAAACUGAACCAUUACUCAGGGCAAUCCUAUGGGAAAUUUGACAAAGUACCUUUGGCAUCAAGAACUUGGGGCCAUCGGGAAGCAAAUGGAGAUUACUUUGCUAUAAACAGCCAAGGACCAAACCCUUCCAUACUACGAAAUGAAGAGUGUGAUUUUAGCUUACUGGAUUUAAAUGAACCCUUAAUUGAAAAUCUUACUGCUAUGGGAUGUACUAAGCCUACCCUUAUCCAAAAACUGGCAACAAAAGCAGUUCUUAGAGGGGAAAACUCACUAAUAGCUGCUGAAACAGGCAGUGGAAAGACAAUAAGUUAUCUAGCCCCAAUCAUUCAAAACAUACUCGAUUACAAAAGUUCGAAUAGUGUUGCCGAUGAGCCAUUAGAUCAAUCGCUAAAUGCACCUUUAGCGCUUGUAAUUACCCCUGGCCGCGAGCUAUGCGAACAGAUAAGUAAUGUUGGCGAGUCCCUAGUGACAAAUCUACCAAUCAAAUCAAAAUGCGUCACUGGAGGACGAUUAAAGAGAGAUAUGCUAAAUGCCGAUUACCAGGAAGUUGACAUUCUGUUUGCCACGUUUGGUGCUAUCAGCAAACUGACGACCAACCGCAUUUUUCGCCUGGACCAGCUGAAACAUCUUGUGCUGGACGAAGCAGAUACUCUGCUGGAUGAUUCUUUUAACGAAAAACUUACUUACUUUCUUCGCAAACUACCUCUCCAAUCUACACGCCCUACCGGGGUUAUCCAAGGUGUACAGACGAUAAUGGUGAGCGCCACGGUACCUCGUAGCGCUGAAGAAAUUCUGUCACAGGUUAUUCCAUAUGGCAGUUUUACCAAACUUACUACCGAAAAUCUGCAUCGCCUCCAACCCCAUGUUCCUCAAAAAUUCAUGCGGCUUUCUCAUCUUGACAAGCCGACCCGCCUUUUGGAAUUAGUGAAAAAAGACGUUUCUCGUAAACUGCCAGUGAUCGUCUUCAGCAACAGAUCUGAUCGUUGUGAUUGGGUGUCAAUGUUCCUGAAUGAAAAUGGCGUUUCUUGCGUAAACCUCAACGGUAACAUGGCCGAACAUCUCCGGAAUGGUCGUUUCGAAGAAUUUCGUUCUGGUCGACAGUUGGUGCUCAGUUGUACGGACGUCGUUUCGCGUGGUCUAGACACAACGAGUGCCCAUCAAGUCAUCAAUUACGAUGUUCCAACAAACAUCAGCGACUAUAUUCAUCGAUGUGGCCGAAUCGGACGUGUAGGUCAUCAGGCCACAGGAAUUAUUACCACCUUCGUGUGCCACCCGACGGAAGCGGACCUCGUACAGAAAAUAGAAUAUGCAGCCCGCAGAACCCAUAAUGACGAAUUGCCAAACGUCAACGCUAAUAUCAAGCGCCUAAUCACCAACCAAGUGUUGAAAAAACAUGAACAGAGGGUUUUGUUGAAUUGAUUAAACGUCUUACAGUAGAACUGAACUCUAUAAAUAAAUCGUGGUUUUUUUUU
Messenger RNA from Daphnia carinata, 1755 nucleotides. RefSeq names its product probable ATP-dependent RNA helicase DDX28 (gene Dbp21E2). Bases 80 to 1702 code for a protein of 540 amino acids. NCBI's taxonomy places the organism in Eukaryota, Metazoa, Arthropoda, Branchiopoda, Diplostraca, Daphniidae. The record is from RefSeq and is a predicted model, not a curated record. Gene Ontology annotation, molecular function: RNA helicase activity; ATP binding; nucleic acid binding. The transcript is spliced from 3 exons.